AGGUGUCAGUUGGCUUCAGGCAUCAAAAUUUAAAUAUGGCGACGGCAAUGGAAAUUGACGAUGAAGAAAGUGAUUUACCAACUUCGAGUAGUAGCAAAGGAGAGAGAAAGCGUUUUGAAGUCAAAAAGUGGAAUGCUGUGGCCCUUUGGGCAUGGGACAUCGUAGUGGAUAAUUGUGCGAUCUGUCGUAAUCAUAUAAUGGAUUUGUGCAUCGAAUGUCAAGCAAAUCAGGCAUCAGCUACUAGCGAAGAAUGUACUGUAGCUUGGGGUGUAUGCAAUCAUGCAUUCCAUUUCCAUUGCAUCUCACGUUGGUUGAAGACUCGACAAGUUUGUCCACUUGACAAUCGAGAGUGGGAGUUCCAGAAAUAUGGUCACUAGCUGAGUGUGUUCAACUACCGCAAACAUCUGAACCCUCCAGAAUGCCAAAGCCGAUACAAGUUUAAUUACACGUGUGAAUAAAAGACAAGUAAACGAUCUGUUGUUAUAUUAUCAUCGGAAAAGUCGGUGGCAUACGUACGAGCGUCACAGAAGGCUUUCAGACAAGAGAAAUAAACUAAAAAUUCGCUUGAUACACAUUGUGAUUAAGACGCUAUUGCACCAGCAUUAUCAAGCUCAUAGUGCAACACGUAUUGAGUUGGAACAGCAGAUAUUAAAACUAUGAGCUAUCGAAAGUUUCUUAUCCUAUCGGUUAUGCAUUAUAAGACAAUGUAAUUCUUAGUAUUAAGAACUGAAAUAAAGAAAUAUCACGAACGAAGUAACAACAUU
Molecule: messenger RNA, 764 nt
Organism: Eufriesea mexicana
Lineage: Eukaryota; Metazoa; Arthropoda; Insecta; Hymenoptera; Apidae
Gene: Roc1a
Product: Regulator of cullins 1a
Exons: 5
Coding region: 36-377 (113 amino acids)
Molecular function (GO): zinc ion binding
Source: RefSeq, a predicted model, not a curated record